Molecule: messenger RNA, 1393 nt
Organism: Gossypium arboreum
Lineage: Eukaryota; Viridiplantae; Streptophyta; Magnoliopsida; Malvales; Malvaceae
Product: anthranilate synthase beta subunit 1, chloroplastic-like
Exons: 6
Coding region: 470-1249 (259 amino acids)
Biological process (GO): L-tryptophan biosynthetic process
Cellular component (GO): cytosol
Source: RefSeq, a predicted model, not a curated record
AUCAUAUUUUAGAUUUCCCAAUAAGAAUUCAGAUUUCCUUCCAUAAUCCAUAGAAACAACGAUUGAAGAGGAUACAAUUCACCAUCCUAAAAAGAGUUGUCCAAAUUACACUACACGUUUCCAUUUCUGGAUCUCAACACUGAACAUUGAAAAGAUGUUCCUAUAUAAACAAUAUUCUCACUACUUGAAUCAUUCUCAGUCUUAUUCUCCGAGAAACAGUGAACCUGAACUGCCCUUCCCACAUUCUAAUACUUUCACUCAUUACUAGAAAAAUGGCGGCUAAUUUUAUUACUCACUUAUCUCUGGUUCAUCCAAAACCUUCACUUUCUGCUAAAUCCCUUCAAAACCCGUCUCUGUCUCACCUCUCCAAGCUCUCUCCUUCAUCAAGUCUCUCUCUCUCUCUCUCUCUCUCUCUCUCUCUCUCGUACAGAGUAUCACAGGGACGUUCUUUUUCUGGUUUGCUUUGCAGAUGUUUGCUUUUUGCCAAUCAAGAGAAGUGGGGUUGUGGGAAAACUCUCAUUCGCAUCGGCUGUAUCGGAUUCAACAUCUUCAAUUCCGGAAAACAAGAAAAUCAGCAAGAAUCCCAUUAUCGUCAUUGACAAUUAUGAUAGUUUCACCUACAAUCUUUGCCAGGAAAAAUCCUAGGGGAGUGCUUAUCUCUCCUGGUCCAGGAACACCCCAAGAUUCUGGAAUAUCAUUGAAAACAGUUUUGGAACUUGGACCUAUUGUACCUUUGUUUGGUGUUUGUAUGGGUUUGCAGUGCAUCGGUGACGCUUUUGGAGGAAAGAUAAUCCGAUCUCCCUACGGUGUUAUGCAUGGCACAAGUUCUCUCGUGUAUCAUGAUGAGAAGGGGGAAGAUGGGUUGUUGGCUGGAUUGUCAAACCCCUUCAAUGCAGGAAGAUAUCACAGCCUUGUGAUUAAAAAGGACACUUUUCCCGAGGAAGCACUCGAGGUUACUGCUUGGACAGAAGAUGGACUGAUUAUGGCUGCUCGGCACAAAGUCUAUAAGCAUGUUCAGGGCGUACAGUUCCAUCCGGAGAGCAUCAUAACUUGGGAAGGCAAAACAAUUGUUCUUAAUUUCGUCAAACUAAUAGAGAGAAAAGAGGCAGCUGAAUCCCGUAUAGUUAAUUCCGCACAUAAUUGGUUGAGUAGUAAAUGUCAAAUAUGGGUAUGGGAGAGUACAUUGGAGAUUCAUCAUUUAUGCAUUUGGACCAACCAAAUAUACCCUUCAAACCUAGUACUUGGGUGAAUGCUGCUUUAAAAAGAUUGUGAUCUGUAGCUUUCCAAAUGAUUUACGUGACUGCUUUUGGAUGACUAUGUAUUCUCUUUACAAUUCCAGUUCAGAAUUGGCCGUACAAAUCCCAAAAUAUAAUUAAAAAUGUUUCUUAUAAAA